GAGAAAUCGGCUGAUUUCGAGCUCGUCCCUCUCUAUCGACGAACACUCCGUCAAGCUUCGCAAGCGAAUUGUCAAGAUGGAGUUGACAGGAUAACUGUGACUACUACAACAGCUUUGAGUUGUUCGGACGAAUGGGUUGCACGUAAGGCCAGUACUAGUGGAACUAUCUUUUAGGAUCCGACGUAUACGAGUCAAGCCCAGUCAUUCGUUUUUGCGUCUUUUACGUCUGGGUUAAGACUCACCUGCACCAUGACGACAAGUGUGCAUCCUAACGCACAGGCAGGCUUCGCGACUGGGACGAAUGAAUUAUAUGAUCGGGUUCGCCCCUUGUACCCAGCCGAUUACCUUUCUUAUGUUCGCAGCCAGGUACCCAAGAGCACCGUACCAUUGAAAAUUGUUGAGAUUGGGGCAGGGACGGGCAUGUUCACCCGUGCCUUGUUGGCUCACUCCGAAUGGUCGUCGAGCAUAGGCACUCUACGGGCUAUCGAACCAAGCGGUGGCAUGCGUGAUUUUUGGACGAAGUCUGUCCAAGAUAAUCGCUGUACUAUUGUCAAUGGGACAUUUGACGACACCGGCGUGGAAGAUGGGUGGGCAGACCUCAUUAUAAUCGCACAGGCAUUCCAUUGGUGUCUUGACUAUGGGAAAGCUUUCACUGAGUUCGCUCGUAUCUUGAACAAGGGCGGGGCGGCUGUAUUUGUAUGGUACCUUGCAGAUAGGGAGGCUGCAGGUUGGGUUGCGCAAGUUCAGCACUGUGUCGAGGCCCGUGGGAAUGGCAGUCCCCGAUUUCGCCUCGAUGUCUUGAGGCAGGCGUUCUCUACCCCUGAGUAUACCUCGUUAUUUCAUCCCCAAGAAGAGGCACAAUGGGCUCAUCAUGGUCUUGCCACCGACCAAAUUGUCACGGAUCGCGCCCUCAGUUGGAGUUACAUUACGAUGCUCCCUCCAGAUGAGAAAGCUAAGGUAGCGGAGGGCAUCAAAGGUAUUCUUGAGCGAGGAGAUGGUAAAGUCUGGAUCAGCAAGGAGCAGGGCACGUAUCAGGACCCACAUACGGCUCGCACGAUGAUAUCAAGAAAGAAGUAGAACCGUUGAAUAGCCGUCCAUGGGCUUGCGGAUCUUUAGAGGAUCACCGGCCGGGACUAUGUCACUUACAGGUAUUUCGAAAUUUGCUAUGACGACCAUUAUUUUGGGAAGA
Messenger RNA from Suillus fuscotomentosus, 1189 nucleotides. Its product is annotated as S-adenosyl-L-methionine-dependent methyltransferase. Gene Ontology annotation, molecular function: S-adenosylmethionine-dependent methyltransferase activity. The transcript is spliced from 6 exons. The record is from RefSeq and is a predicted model, not a curated record. Lineage: Eukaryota; Fungi; Basidiomycota; Agaricomycetes; Boletales; Suillaceae. Bases 250 to 1077 code for a protein of 275 amino acids.